CGCCCCACCCGCGCGGCAGUGGCAGAACAGGCUGGCAAGCAGCGGCGGCCGGCUGUUCGACGAAAUGGCGCAGUGGGACGCGCUCGUGGACGCCGCCCUCGGCGGAUUGGCGUCCAGGAGCCUCCUGCGCGCCACGCGCCCCAUCGCCCUUGCACCGCCUCCCGCACCGCCGGAGACCUUCCCGGGGCCCGGCACAUGGGACCGCGCCGCCGUCGAGAUCCGCCUCGACCGCGAAACCCUCCGCCAGUGGCUCGCCGAAGGUGGUGAGGCCAGCGACAAAGAAGAGGAGCUGGGUGAGAAGCUAAUUCUUUUCUCCGGUAAUGACUACAUGGGACUCAGCUCGCAUCCGGCAAUACGUGAGGCCGCAGCUAAGGCAGCUCAAGAGUACGGCAUGGGCCCGAGAGGCUCCGCGUUGAUAUGUGGAUAUACUACUUAUCAUAAAUUGGUUGAGGAAUCACUGGCGGAAUUGAAGAAAAAAGAGGAUUGCCUUCUCUGCCCCACCGGAUUUUCAGCUAAUAUGGCUGUGAUGACUGCUCUCGGAAGUAUCAGCUCUCUUUUGGCGGUUGGGAGAAAACCCACAAAGGAUGAGAGGAUUGCAAUUUUUUCAGAUGCUCUGAACCAUGCUUCGAUCAUUGAUGGGAUUCGCCUUCUUGAGCGACAGCAAGAAGCUGUAGCGUUUGUUUACAAGCACUGUGACAUGACCCAUCUUGAUUUCCUUCUGUCCAAUUGCUCAACAGAAAAGAAAGUUGUUGUCACAGAUAGCUUGUUCAGCAUGGAUGGUGAUUUUGCUCCAUUACCUGAACUUGUGGAAUUGCGCAGGAAGUAUGGAUUUUUGUUGGUCAUCGAUGAUGCACAUGGAACACUUGUUUGUGGUGAGAAUGGCGGUGGGGCACCCGAGCUGUUUGAAUGUGAGAAUGACAUUGACAUAAGUGUUGGCACCUUAAGCAAGGCUGCUGGCUGCCAGGGUGGGUUUGUAGCAUGCAGCACUCGGUGGAAGAGGUUAAUUCAAUCGCGAGGCCGUUCAUUCAUAUUUUCGACUGCCUUACCAGUGCCAGUAGUUGCUUCUGUUCAUGCGGCCCUCUACGUCUCAAGAAAGGAAGAGUGGCGGAGAUCAUUGAUCUGGAGACAUGUGCAAUACUUUGCUUCUUUGACGAAACUCAAUAUUACUAGUCCGAUAAUUUCCAUAGUUGUGGGAAGUGAAGAAGCAGCACUUGCAGCUGGCAGGCAUAUGCUAAGAUCUGGAUUUCAUGUUACACCGAUUCGUCCACCCACAGUGCCGCCCAACUCAUGCAGGUUGCGAAUAACUCUGAGCGCUUCUCAUUCCUCGGAUGAUAUCAAGAGGCUGGUUGAUUCGCUUGCUCCCUGGCUCCCUAACAAACACGGCGAGCAGAAGUUUUCCAAGGGCCAUGCUGAGCAGAGCUACGCUGUGUCAUCAAAACUUUGAGCAGCGAGAGCUGAAGUUCUUAGGACGCACGAGACUAGAUAUGCUGGAUUACAUGGGGUAGGAGGGGUAAUUUGGCAUAUGUUGGCAUGAUUAAUUGUAUCCAUUAUUAGGUGUACCAUGGCAAAAAGGUUUCCAGGAAUCGGGUUUUUUCUUUUCAAAGGCCCGCCGAAGAGCGGCAGUGCUCCAUUGAAGAACACAAUGGAGUACAAUUGUACAAAGUUGGCAGGCUUCAAACUGAAAAGAGAGACGACUAAACGCUAUAGAAGUUUUUAACUACGAGCUACGGCAAUCAAUGCAAGUUUAUUACAGAA
Molecule: messenger RNA, 1755 nt
Organism: Brachypodium distachyon (stiff brome)
Lineage: Eukaryota; Viridiplantae; Streptophyta; Magnoliopsida; Poales; Poaceae
Product: 8-amino-7-oxononanoate synthase
Exons: 11
Coding region: 65-1444 (459 amino acids)
Biological process (GO): biosynthetic process
Molecular function (GO): pyridoxal phosphate binding
Source: RefSeq, a predicted model, not a curated record